AAAUUGAUACUGACACUAAAUCUAUUCAAUCAGAUACAACACAAAUUGCUGAAUUAGUGGAAAUAAACAACCUUCUACAAGAAAAAAACAACGAACUCAAACUAUUAAUUCAGCUAUUUGAAAUAAUUAUCGCAGGAUUAUUAAGUGUGGAAAUCACUGAAGAAGAAUUAAAUUAA
Racocetra persica is the source of this 176-nucleotide messenger RNA. Lineage: Eukaryota; Fungi; Glomeromycota; Glomeromycetes; Diversisporales; Gigasporaceae. The record is from the annotation of a GenBank genome assembly.